Hydra vulgaris (swiftwater hydra) is the source of this 2193-nucleotide messenger RNA. RefSeq lists its product as uncharacterized. NCBI's taxonomy places the organism in Eukaryota, Metazoa, Cnidaria, Hydrozoa, Anthoathecata, Hydridae. The record is from RefSeq and is a predicted model, not a curated record.
UAUAAUAUAACAUUGAGAUAAUAACAAAAUCACAAAAAAUUUCAAUAAAUUUCAGUUGUUGUUGCUGUUGAACUUAUCGCGAUACUCGAUUUCCCGGUUUUCGCUUUCAAACUUUUCGCUUUAACGUUCUUUCGCUUUAAAACUUUUCGCUCUUACCUCCCAUUACCAUAAUUUUCGCGCUUACUCAAAAAUCUGGCAUUUUCCUCAAAAUAAAUAUAGUUAAGUUAAAUACAGUUGUAUAUAAUUAAUUAAAAUAUAUUUUUUAAUUUCAUUUAUUAAACAUGAGUUCACAAAGAACAAAACAACGAAAAAUUGCUGCGGUGGUGCAAAAAAUUGUCGAAGAAGCUUCUUUAAGUAGUUACGAAUUAGUUAAUGAAAUAUUUGUGGAGAACAAUAAUAUAGAUGAAAGUUCACAUGAAGGUUCAAAUAUGAAUGAACACCAAAACAAAAACAAUACUACAGAAUUUUAUGAUAAUAAUGAUUGGCUUGCACGUUCCAAUGAUGAUUCUGAUAAUGAAGAGAUAGAGCAACUAAACCCAAACAAAAAAAGCUUAAACAAGGAUCUAGGAAAAUGGGCAGUCAGUUAUAAAAUAUCUCACAAUGCAUUAGACAGUUUACUACAGGUUCUGAGAAAAAAUGGAUCAGAUUUGCCUAAAGAUUCUAGAUCACUUCUACACACAAAGAGGAAAAUUGAAACCAAAUAUGUUGCAGGUGAUUUUAUUGAUGAAAUGUAACGUUUUCAAGAAGUUGGUGUUAUAUGUGACAAGACUAAAAAAGCAUUCAAAAUAAAGUUAGAAGCAGUUAUUUGUGAUGCACCAGCUCGGUCAUUUGUUAAGUGCGUUAAAACACAUAAUAGAUACAAUUGUUGUGAACGAUGUAUUCAACCUGGCUAGUGGUAUCAAAAAAUAGUUUUACAAGACUUAUCUGCUCCAUUAAGGACUAUUAUAGACUUUUUAAAUUAACAUGAUUCAGAACACCAUAACGCAAUAUCUCCUUUUUCAAAGCUAAAUUAUAAUAUGGUAAGUGGUUUUCCAAUAGAUUAUAUGCAUUGCAUUUGUUUGGGUGUUGUCAGAAGAAUUUUAAACUUAUGGAUUUGUGGCCCACCUUCAAGUAGGUUGUCUCAAAAUAUUAUUUCAGUAAUUUCAGAAAAACUGGCAGCUUUGAGACUGUAUAUUUCAAAAGAGUUUUCUAGAAAGUCUCGUUCAUUAUCAGAAUUUAGAUGAUGGAAGGCUACUGAGCUCCGUCUUUUUUUGGUUUAUACAGGGCCAGUGGUUUUAAAAGGACUGCUGUUACCAAAUCAUUAUCAAAAUUUUAUUGACUUAUCUGUUGCUGUAAGGAAUUUGUUGUGUUCUUCUUUACUUAAACAUUAUGCUGGGUAUGCUGGUCAGUUGUUACAAUAUUUUGUGCAGACUUUUGAAGAGUUGUACAGUAGAGAUCAGCUAGUAUACAAUGUUCAUUCAUUAAUACACUUAGCUGAUGAUGCAAAACACUAUGGUGCUCUUGAUAAUUGCUCGUCCUUCAAAUAUGAAAGUUAUCUUGGUCAAUUAAAAAAGCUUGUUCGCAAGGCCCAGUCACCUUGUUCACAAAUUGCCAAAAGAAUUUUUGAAAAUGCAGAUUUUUUGAAAAUGCAGAUUUUUAUACCUGUCAGCGUAUUCAUUCUGUUGGUUUUAGUAAACUGCACACUGAAGGUCCUGUAAAUAUUACUCUGAGCCAUUAUCUUCAAUUCAAACAGUAUCAGAACAAAAAGUAUUUUAUGUCUAACAGUGUCAGAGAUAAUUGCUUCAAAAUAUGUGGUAAAAUUGGAAUUGUUAAAAAUAUUUUAAAACCAACUGCCACCAAUGAUAAUGAUUAUAUUCUUUUUGAGGCGUUUGCUUACAAAGAAUCUUUUUUUAAAGAUCCAUGUGAUUCUCAGAAGUUAAAUAUUUAUAUGGUUGAGAGAACUAAUGGUUUAUAUGAGUGUUUGCCGCUAAGUGACACAGUGAAAAAAUGUCUUUGUUUACCGUAUAAAAAUGGAUUUAUUGUAAUGCCGCAAUUGCACUAUUGAAACAUUUUGAAAUUUUGUAUUUGUUUUUUUUUAUAUUUAAUUUUCAUAUUAUCAUAUUUUUAGAUGUUUAACCACAUCAGUACCACUAACUUGUAAUAUUAGUUAUAAAGUGUAUAUAUGUAUGCAAUGUUUAUUACGUUGCUCUCAAU